Messenger RNA from Durusdinium trenchii, 1311 nucleotides. The record is from the annotation of a GenBank genome assembly. Lineage: Eukaryota; Dinophyceae; Suessiales; Symbiodiniaceae.
AUGGUGCUGGGCGAUGUCACCAACACCUUGCAGAGCGGGGAGAGGACGCAGAACAAGUUGCCCGUGCGCGUUGCGCGCGCAGCUCUGAAGCCUGGGCCAAUGCCCAAGGGAGCAGAGGCCAGGCGCCUCUUUGCACGGCUUUCGGAGGGCGAGAAGGCCGAGUGGGCAGAGGCCCGAGCAGAGGUUGAGAGGCGCACCGAGGCACUGCUGGAAGAGUUACGGCCCUGGCGUGCUCAGGUCAAGGAGUUUGGGUCGGAAGAGUGGGGAAAGCUACCAUCAGGUUCCCAAGACCAGAUUCAGGUCUCACAUGGUCUCACCAUAUCCGAGCAACUGAACACCGGCUUUCACUCUCGAAUUCUUGAAAACGCCCGACGCACCGUACCGGAAAACAGCACAGAACCUCCCACCAUCCUCCGCACACCGUACCGGCGCACCAUGAAGCGUCCAGCGGCCGCGGCCGAAGCCGCGGUUCGGCCGAAGAAGCCGAAAGCUGCCGCGGAGCACGACGAAGAAGCGCCGGAGUUCUGGGACUACGAGACGAAUCCGCCCGGGACGCCCGGGACGAACCACCGAAACGACGCAGAGUUGGCGCAGGGGCGGCUGCCACCACCGCGGGUGCCCGGGGCCGGGUCAAUGUGGCUCGGUGGCUAUGGGAACUCUGCAACUGACCGCACGAAGCACAAAGCCAAGGAGGUGACAAAGGGUGUAGCUGCUGGCGAGCAAAUGUUUAAGGCGUGUCCUGGAAAUAUACAGUGCGUGAUUCUGUCCAAAGGGGUUUUUGCCAAACCUGGAGAGAAGGUCACGAUCGACGUCACCUUGACAACCCAAUUGAAACAUUGUGACUUCUACGUGGGCCUGUUGGGGCAUCAUGGCCUUGGCACCUAUGACGGUGAGGUCCACUUCGCGCUUUGCGGCGGCAGUGGGCGCAGCGGAGUCUGCCAGAAAUUCAAAGACGCCGAGUUCGGCAGCAAACACGGCGGCAGCUUUCCGGCCAUCGAAUGCGGAGACGUCGUUCGGAUGUCCCUCUUCAUCGAUGAAACGGAGGAUGUCUUGCAGUAUUGGAUCAAUGACGAGGAGGUGACUGAGCAGGACAUCGUUCAGACCGUCAGUCAGAUUCGAAGCAAAGCCACUCGCAGUGGUCCUUGGCGCGGUUGGAGACUCUUCAUCGGCCUCACGGGCGCCACGUGCAGCGUGAAGGCCCAAGAAGUAUUUCUUUUAGACGCGAGAACGAGGACCGAUGUCCACAGACCGAUGUCCGGCAGCAGAAGCUUUGAGAGGAAGUCAGGGGAUAUACGCUCUGUGCGGAUGUAA